GAAUUGGAUAAACUUAGUUGCAAAGAGACAUUAGAAAUGAGUGACAUGGAGCAUUCUGCCUCUGAAGACCACAAGGAAUUAGAAGAAAAACCUAAGAAAAAGAAAAGGCGGCGCCGUGAAGUCGAUAUGAUUAAACUCUCGGACGAUGACGACACAGACGACGAAAGCACGUCAAAAAAGACUCAGCGCCAUCACAGCCCGGGUUCCAAUUCUCCAGCCACUCACAGGGAACCACGGACUUGUGUACUAAAGGCCAGUCAGAAACGCCGUCCACUCUCAAGACUUCUAGAACACCUACUCCGUAAUCUGGAGAAGCGAGAUCCAAAUCAAUUCUUUGCGUGGCCGGUGAAUGACAACUUUGCUCCGAACUAUUCAAACAUCAUCCGCAAGCCCAUGGAUUUCUCAACUAUGAAACAGAAGAUUGAUGAAAAUGAAUAUAAGUCACUGAAUUGUUUUAUUAGUGACUUCAAACAAAUGUGCAAUAAUGCAAUGAAGUACAACAAGCCGGGCACAGUCUACCACAAAGCUGCAAAGCGCCUCCUUCAUGCAGGGCUUAAACAACUGACGCCGCAGAAGCUUAGACCUCUGGGGAACAUCCUUACCUACAUGUACGAGAUACCAAUUCGGGAAUUGGGAUUUGACAUCGGGAAAAUGGAUAUGCCACUUAGGACGUACGGGCGAAAGAAAGUGCUAAAACGCAACAGCCCCAUGAAGAGCGGCGGGUCGGAGGCCGAGACCGUGAGCGACGGCCAGGAACGCCAGGACUCGGGUGACAGCGUCAAGAUGCAGAUGGAGGCCGCCAGGGAGCAGCACCGGAGGCGACUUGCGAAGAAAGCGUUCCCCCGCAUGGACGCGGACGGCAAGACGACUCUGUGCGUGGUGACCAGCACGGUGGACGCCACCGGCGAGGACAAGCCGUUGACGCUUGGCCGCCUCAUCGGCAAGAUGCAGCACGGCACCGGCAGCUUGCACACCACGAGGGAAGACCGUCGCAACGUGGCGAAGGGCGUGAAACCCCUCAACUACGGCCCUUUCAGCUCGUUCGCACCCUCCUACGACGGCACCUUCGCCACCCUCACGAAAGAGGAGUCGCACCUCAUCUACCACACCUUGCCGGCGGAGACAGGUCAGGGUAGCGAGGAGAUGCUGCGGUUCGCGCCCGACUCACCGUGGGCCUCCAUCUAUGACAUGGAGGCGCUGUUUCCGGAUAAGAAGAACCAGCCGGAGCCGCAGCCCGUCAAAGACGAUAAUGUAUGA
Molecule: messenger RNA, 1257 nt
Organism: Hyposmocoma kahamanoa
Lineage: Eukaryota; Metazoa; Arthropoda; Insecta; Lepidoptera; Cosmopterigidae
Product: bromodomain-containing protein 7-like
Exons: 10
Coding region: 37-1257 (406 amino acids)
Biological process (GO): regulation of transcription by RNA polymerase II
Cellular component (GO): nucleus
Source: RefSeq, a predicted model, not a curated record